Capsicum annuum is the source of this 1729-nucleotide messenger RNA. Its product is annotated as caffeic acid 3-O-methyltransferase 1. The record is from RefSeq and is a predicted model, not a curated record. Lineage: Eukaryota; Viridiplantae; Streptophyta; Magnoliopsida; Solanales; Solanaceae. Gene Ontology annotation, molecular function: O-methyltransferase activity; protein dimerization activity; S-adenosylmethionine-dependent methyltransferase activity. Gene Ontology annotation, biological process: methylation. The transcript is spliced from 4 exons. Bases 451 to 1539 code for a protein of 362 amino acids.
UGGAAUGCAAGUCCCAUUCCUUGCAAUAAUAUUAAAAAAAUACAAUCUGAUACACUAAAACUCUGCAUGAAAUUCACAAAAAGACCGAACCACAAUAAUCUAUUAUACAUAUCCUCAUCUUACAUUUGUGGGAUGGGUAUUUCCACAACUUUCAAUAAUACUAUAACAAAUUAAUUAAUUAAACUACAUAAGACAAAGUUAUUAUAAGACAGACUUCAACCAACCUACACAUAGAAUGCCACUAUGCAUUUGAAAAAAGAAAACAAUAAGAACCAGACGCACCAAUAAAACCAAACUCCCACCAAGAAAUCAAUGAUUACCCAUUCUUGACAAAUCGACAAUUUUUUGUACUUAUAAAAGGGUGCACUAAUCUCAUUGUAAGGCCUAACAUACCACUCUUAAAAAACAUUACUCUUAGCUAAUUCUUGUUUUAUCUCUAAAAUUUUAGCUAUGGGAUCCACUUCAAAUAUCCAAUUACCAACACAAUCCGAAGAAGAGCGCAAUUGUACUUACGCCAUGCAGCUCUUGUCAUCGUCAGUGCUCCCCUUCGUGUUGCACUCGACGAUCCAGCUGGACGUCUUUGAGAUACUCGCAAAAGAUAAGACUACUAAACUAUCUGCUUUAGAAAUUGUUUCACACAUUCCUGAUUGUAAGAACCCUGACGCGGCCACCAUGCUGGACCGGAUGCUUUAUGUCCUGGCUAGUUAUUCGUUGCUCGAUUGCUCCGUCAUUGAGGAGAAAAAUGGAGCUAUGAAAAGGGUUUAUGGUCUGUCUGGAGUUGGUAAAUUCUUUGUCCGUAAUGAAGAUGGUGCGUCCAUGGGGCCAUUGUUGGCUUUGCUUCAAGAUAAAGUAUUCAUUCACAGCUGGUUUGAACUAAAAGAUGCAGUACUUGAAGGAGCAGUUCCAUUUGACAGGGUGCACGGUGUACAUGCUUUUGAAUAUCCAAAAUUGGACCCAAAAUUCAAUGAUGUUUUCAACAAGGCAAUGAUCAACCACACAACUAUUAUCAUGAAAAGGAUACUUGAGAAUUACAAGGGGUUUGAGAGCCUCAAAUCUUUAGUUGAUGUUGGAGGUGGUCUUGGAGUUAAUCUCAAGAUGAUCACAUCUAAAUACCCCACAAUUAAGGGCAUUAAUUUUGAUUUGCCCCAUGUUGUUCAACAUGCACCUUCCUAUCCCGGGGUGGAAAACGUUGGGGGUGAUAUGUUUGAAAGUGUUCCAGAAGGAGAUGCUAUUUUUAUGAAGUGGAUUCUUCAUGACUGGAGUGAUAGUCACUGUCUCAAAUUGCUGAAGAACUGCUACAAGGCUCUACCGGACAAUGGAAAGGUGAUCGUUGUGGAGGCUAACCUCCCAGUGCAACCUGAUACAGAUACUACAGUGGUUGGCGUUUCACAAUGUGAUUUGAUCAUGAUGGCUCAAAAUCCGGGAGGCAAAGAGCGUUCUGAACAAGAGUUUCGGGCAUUGGCAACUGAAGCCGGAUUCAAAGGCGUUAACUUAAUAUGUUGUGUCUGUAAUUUUUGGGUCAUGGAAUUCCACAAGUAGAUUUCAACAACCUACUUGCUUGCAACUUCGCCCAAAUUGAACAUUUGGCAUUGAUUCCUGAUAAUAUUUAUAUUACUACCUGUUUGUUUCUCUAUUAUGAGAAGAUGUCAUUGUAACUUUUGUCCAAAUUAUAUUGAUAUCCUAGUAUUCCUAAUAAUAUUUAUAUUACUACUUGUUUGUUUCUCUAUUA